AGACUGGGGCGUAGGAGGAGUGAAGGGGCGAGGGGGGCGGAGGGGAAAGCGGUAAGUAGGGACCACAGGUCCCCUAGUUUAGACAUCACUGAGCGACGGAUGGACAGCCAGUCAGACCCGUCACAGCACUCGCUCGAGUCCUCGGAAACCUCGAGAAAAGCCAAUACUAAGGAGACUUCUCGCUCUUGGAAGUGAUCCAGAGUCAAACCGUUAAUCUCGCUUCGGGCAAUACGAGCAUUAAACGCGAGGAUGUUUCGCGGUUGAAAGAGGUUGCCACGUGAGCGAUACCACCCAGCAUCCCCUGACAAAUAUUACGACGCGAUAAGGACGCGGGAAAAGGACGAUUCGAAACUCUCUGUCUGCGACACGAGGUGUCAACAAGCCAACGAUCUGUGUCAAUGGAAGAUCAGUGAAGAAGUGACACGUGUUGUGAACUUUCGAGCAAAACUUUCCAAAUAGAUGAAACAUCGAAUCGUGAAUCAGUGUCCCGAUCCAGUGAACAUUGAGAUUCGAUAGACUAGAUAUACGCGACGAACGUGAUUUUUCACAAAUAUGAUGACAAUAAAGGCAUCUUAAUCGGAACUCGAUCGUUGAACCGAGCCAAGUUCUUUUAUUUUUUUACAUUGGCAGACGCACGGGCUGGAUUAAGAAGAUCGAAAAAUGAGCGUAGCUCUCGUAACAAUGGAUUCCGCUUACGGCCUUCGACUUGGGAUCGGCAGCCACCAUCACCACCAUCACCAUCACCAUCAUCGGGUACGUUCACCCGAGAGUCACGUGAUCCCUCGGCAGGAUCAGCAACAGGAUCAUAAAGACGAUAUCGAAACGCCAUUAAGAUUCAGCGUGGUAAAUAUCCUGAGACCCGAUUUCGGCCGGGAAGCGAUUCUAAAUACGAAAGCCCCGAAAGCCCAGGCCGCUCUGGUGUCCGGCCACUCGACUACGAUCCCAGUUCCGAUUCCACGUCACAGCCCUCUUUCUCUACCACGUGAUCUGAGCCUGUCGUCGAACCGAUUAUCUCCGACAAGGCCCCAAGCUAACAGUUUCUCGAUGCACAGAGACAGGGAUUUGUUUUCAUCCCAUUGUGGGCUUACGUCACCUCUUCAGAGGAACAGUGGCCUCAGCAGAAGCGGAAGUCUCGAGAGUUUAGCGAGCAGCAGGAGUUCUGUCACCGGAAGCUCCGUAACCGGGGCGCCUUCUUUGGGCUCUACGUCCUCGACCAUCGGCAGCGACUCCUUGAGCGGAGAUAGCAGUUCCGGAAGCACUUCCAAUCCCGCUACCAAUCAAACCGGGCUCAAUGGCCAGAGUCCUUGGCCCGCGUGGGUUUAUUGUACCAGAUACUCGGACAGGCCAUCUUCCGGGCCGCGAACGAGGCGGGUGAAGCGAUCGCACAACGGGAAGAAUGGCUCGCCUGAAGAGAAGCGUCCAAGGACCGCGUUCAGCGCGGAACAACUGGCAAGAUUGAAGAGGGAAUUCGCGGAAAAUCGAUAUCUGACCGAGAGAAGGAGGCAACAACUCUCGAGAGAUCUGGGAUUGAACGAGGCGCAGAUCAAGAUCUGGUUCCAAAAUAAAAGAGCGAAAAUCAAAAAGGCGAGCGGGCAGAAGAAUCCGCUCGCUCUACAACUGAUGGCCCAAGGUCUGUACAAUCACUCGACGGUCCCCGUUGACGAGGAUGGGGAGGAAAUCGUGACUGGAAACAAUCAUUCCCAUUAAUCGAUCAACGAUAAAUAUGGUCCUGAGAGAAGUGUUCACUUCCAAACUAAUAUAAAAAUAAUCAAGGAAGAUCGGAACGGAAUCGCGGAGCUGAUUGUCGAAACGGGAACUCGGGCUAAAAUGGAAGUAGAAAACGCGUGUUUAACGAUAUUUUAAGUGGUCUUCGGCAUUUACCGGUCGACGCGAUAAGAUCUUGGUCUAAUUCUUAACUGCAUUACUAGCGAUUACCAAAUAAUUUUCUAUUUUACGAUUAGUUUAACGAUAAAUGCAGCAAUAAAUCUUGAAUCACGGUGAAAUCUCGGGCGAUUUGUAGGUUGGAAAGAGAGAGAAAGAGAGAGAGAAAAGCGGAAAGUUUGACGUUCGUUAUUUUGUACGAUCGUCAUGGCCGCAGACUGAACCCAUUAUAUUUAUCGACUGUAUGCAUAUCGGCAUAGAUACGAUUCUAGUAAGUACACACAAGUUCGCGGAGUACGAUCAUUAUCGAUUAGACGUUUAAAUUAUUUAUUUUCUUUGUAUAUAAUUGUAAAUACGAAUGGUCGUUGUGUAUAUGUAUGAUACAAGAUAAUCUUUAAUUGCCGCGCGAAAGAUUAUAUUAUUGCGUAUGUACGGAGCUGCACACGGUCGCGUGAAUACGAAAAGAUCUCACAUUGUAUAUUCCUAAUUAUCCAUAUGUGUAUAUAUAUAUAUAUAGUAGAUCUUUCUAUACAUAUUCUAUAUACAUAUAUUAUAACCGUGUAGACAGACUUGGAAAGUAUGCGUAUAUACCAGUGUCUCACAAUACAGUGGUCGAUAUAAUCUAUGUAACCCGCUUACAUGUUGCCACCGAUUAAAUCGAAUUAAAAAUA
This is a messenger RNA of Apis cerana (Asiatic honeybee), 2552 nucleotides long. Its product is annotated as segmentation polarity homeobox protein engrailed. Gene Ontology annotation, molecular function: DNA-binding transcription factor activity, RNA polymerase II-specific; RNA polymerase II cis-regulatory region sequence-specific DNA binding. Gene Ontology annotation, cellular component: nucleus. The record is from RefSeq and is a predicted model, not a curated record. Lineage: Eukaryota; Metazoa; Arthropoda; Insecta; Hymenoptera; Apidae. Gene Ontology annotation, biological process: regulation of transcription by RNA polymerase II; multicellular organism development; neuron differentiation.